CGCCGCCCCCGCCGCCUGCAUCAAGAGCGAGCUGGGGCCCUGGGCCGAGGGCUAUGCCGGCGCCUACGGCGACGUCCGGUUGGAGACUGGCCGUGAACAUGUCUUGCCCAUUGACUAUUACUUUCCACCUCAAAAGACUUGCCUGAUCUGUGGAGAUGAAGCAUCGGGGUGCCACUAUGGAGCCCUCACUUGUGGUAGCUGCAAAGUGUUCUUCAAACGGGCAGCUGAAGGUAAACAGAAAUACCUCUGUGCCAGCCGGAACGACUGUACCAUCGACAAGUUCAGAAGGAAAAACUGCCCAUCCUGCCGCCUGCGGAAGUGCUACGAAGCAGGGAUGACUCUUGGAGCCCGCAAGCUGAAGAAGCUGGGAAACCUGAAGACACAAGAUGACAUGGAGGCAGCCAGCUCAUCCAGCCCCACAGAGGAGCAAGGUCCCAAGAUGGUGAUGACACGCAUUGACGGGUAUGAGUGCCAGCCCAUCUUCCUCAACGUCCUGGAGGCCAUUGAGCCUGGCAUGGUGUGUGCCGGCCAUGACAACAGCCAGCCAGACUCCUUCUCCAACCUGCUGACCAGCCUGAAUGAGCUCGGGGAGAGGCAGCUGAUCUAUGUGGUCAAGUGGGCAAAGGCCUUGCCAGGAUUUCGCAACCUGCAUGUGGAUGACCAGAUGUCAAUAAUCCAGUACUCUUGGAUGGGCCUUAUGGUUUUUGCUAUGGGUUGGAGAUCUUUCACCAACGUCAAUUCCAGGAUGCUUUACUUUGCUCCAGAUUUGGUCUUCAAUGAAUACCGGAUGCACAAAUCCAGGAUGUACAGCCAGUGUGUCAGGAUGCGGCACCUCUCGCAGGAGUUUGGGUGGCUUCAGAUCACACCCCAGGAGUUCCUCUGUAUGAAGGCUCUGCUCUUCUUCAGUAUUAUUCCAGUGGAUGGCCUGAAAAACCAGAAGCUCUUUGAUGAACUUCGCAUGAAUUACAUUAAGGAACUUGACCGUAUCAUCGCUUGCAAGAGGAAGAACCCUACCUCCUGCUCUCGGCGAUUUUACCAGCUCACCAAGGUCCUGGACUCAGUACAUCCUAUUGCCAAGGACCUACAUCAGUUUACGUUUGACCUUUUGAUUAAGGCACAUAUGGUGAGUGUGGACUACCCUGAAAUGAUGGCCGAGAUCAUCUCUGUGCAGGUUCCCAAGAUCCUGUCUGGAAAAGUCAAGCCUAUCUACUUCCACGCACAGUGAUCUUCCGGAGUUACCUCCUAGUUUGCUGCCCCCAUUUCAGCCAGCUCCUGUCUGUUAUUUCUGCACUACUGCACUGCAGUGCCUUGGGGAAUCCCCUCUACAGAGGCAGUGUGCCAAGAAGAUGGACAGUAACAAGCAACUACCUGCUGGGAUUCCUGAGAUCUGUAUUUUUCCUGAGGUACCUCUGAACUGAACUACCUGUCACGGCUUCUGCCUGGCUGUGGCUGCCUGGCCGUGGCACCGUGUCUACGCUCUCUCAUUUGUGUCUUGUCCACAGUGACUUUUAGUGGCCCAGGGCCACGGGAGAUCCGGAGAAAUGCCAGCAGUUCUGGGGUUUGUUUGGUUUUUUAAAAACAGAACAAGACA
Leptosomus discolor (cuckoo roller) is the source of this 1591-nucleotide messenger RNA. It is a transcript of the gene AR, whose product is annotated as androgen receptor. Lineage: Eukaryota; Metazoa; Chordata; Aves; Leptosomiformes; Leptosomidae. Gene Ontology annotation, biological process: regulation of DNA-templated transcription; androgen receptor signaling pathway. Gene Ontology annotation, molecular function: nuclear receptor activity; sequence-specific DNA binding; steroid binding. The record is from RefSeq and is a predicted model, not a curated record. Gene Ontology annotation, cellular component: nucleus.